Molecule: messenger RNA, 1391 nt
Organism: Lepus europaeus (European hare)
Lineage: Eukaryota; Metazoa; Chordata; Mammalia; Lagomorpha; Leporidae
Gene: NIP7
Product: nucleolar pre-rRNA processing protein NIP7
Exons: 5
Coding region: 156-698 (180 amino acids)
Biological process (GO): ribosomal large subunit biogenesis; ribosome assembly
Cellular component (GO): nucleolus; preribosome, large subunit precursor; nucleus
Molecular function (GO): RNA binding
Source: RefSeq, a predicted model, not a curated record
CCCAGCGGUCCUCCGGGCGCCUGGGCCCUGGGUUGAGGAACGGCCGGAACAGGGCAAGAGGGGCAGGUUUUGGUGUUGCCAGGGAGCCGCCGGCGGACGACUUCCGUUUCCGGUUAGUGCAGCACGCGGAUCCGGGGCUGCAGCCCGGCGGAAAGAUGCGGCCUUUGACUGAAGAGGAGACGCGGGUCAUGUUUGAGAAGAUGGCCAAAUACAUCGGGGAGAACUUGCAGCUCCUCGUCGACCGGCCCGACGGCACCUACUGUUUCAGGCUGCACAACGACCGCGUGUACUACGUGAGUGAAAAGAUCCUGAAACUGGCCGCCAACAUCUCCGGGGACAAGCUGGUGUCGCUGGGGACCUGCUUCGGGAAGUUCACCAAGACCCACAAGUUCCGGUUGCACAUCACGGCGCUGGAUUACCUGGCGCCCUACGCCAAGUAUAAAGUGUGGAUAAAGCCCGGCGCCGAGCAGUCCUUCCUGUAUGGGAACCACGUUUUGAAGUCUGGUCUAGGGCGAAUCACUGAGAACACUGCUCAGUACCAGGGAGUGGUGGUCUACUCCAUGGCCGACAUCCCUUUGGGUUUUGGGGUGGCAGCAAAGUCUACACAAGACUGCAGGAAAGUAGACCCCAUGGCCAUUGUGGUAUUUCAUCAAGCAGACGUUGGGGAGUAUGUGCGGCAUGAAGAAACGUUGACUUAAAGGCCUUCGCCAGGACAGCCGGCCCUGAGAAGGGUCUAGCUUUGUUCCUUUGUGUGUGGUCUUUGUGUGAAGCGCCAUGACCUGGUCAGGGCCUUCUGUGUUUAAUACGGCAUCACUGACAAAUGCAAGCUGGAUCCUUAAUGUACACAGUGGCUGAGAAACGAGGUUUCAGAUCUUUGUAUUUGUGACUCGGUAGAGUACCCCAUUACGGAUUUGAAUUGGAGGGCUUCUUGUUGUGAGUUAGAGGUUCCACAUUGUUGGAACUGAGGACAAGAAUAGCUUGUUAAUGUUAUCUGUGAUAACACUUUGUCUUCCUGACUCUGGCUUUUCUGUGUUAUUUAUUAAAAUCAAGAAAGAUAUUGCCAUAUCAGAGUAGUAGGCCUUAAAUGGAAUUUGGCUAAGAUAAUAAGAGCAGUUUAUUCAGCUAUUUUCUAUACAAUAAGUGCUCGUGGUAUAAAACAAAAACUUGAAUUCAAACUAGUUCUGCCACCUACCAGCUAGAUGGCUUUGGAAGAGUCACUCAACUUUAACAUGCUUCAUUUUCUUCUGUUUAAAAAAGAAAAACUGAAACAGCUUUAACUAUCUGCUUAAGAAUCAUUUUCAAAGUUAGAAAUCAUGGUUUUAGGCCGGCGCCGUGGCUCAAUAAGCUAAUCCUCCGCCUUGUGGCGCCAGCACACUGGGUUCUAGUCCCUG